AACCGGAAAUGUAAAGAAAAGGGAGAAAACGCGGAAGUGGAUUGUGUGCUGUUUCAUUUACAGCCUUUGUGAUUUUUUUUGUUGUGAUUAGGUGUGAAACGCGAAAAUGACGCUGUCUUAGUUACAAAUUCGGUAAGGUUUUGUAUUUUGAAAGAGGACAUUAUAAUUUUAGGAACCCGUCAUGUGUUGCUUUAUGUGAUAGCUGUGUGGUUGUUUAGCUUUCGUGUUGAGCUAACCUGGGCCUGUGCGAUUACUGGAAAACUUCAUAAUCUUCCGCUAUGGCUGUCUCUGACUCUGAGUAAACACGAUCUUUGAUCCAUACAGUAUUUUAGGACAGUCCUCUCGCAGUUAAGCCCUACCAUAUUGCGGUGUUCAGUUGUGAGAUUCGGCUAGUGGAUGAUGUAUGCCCCCGCGGGAAGCGCUCUUCCUGUAACCCGCAGGAGACGAGGCGGGCCUGCCGUUCCCAAGCAGCCUGAACGCAGUCUAGCGUCUGCGUUCCCUGGUGCGCUCUCCAUCACAGCCUUGUGCACGGCCCUGGCUGAACCGGCGUGGCUGCGUGUGCAUGGAGGAACCUGCCCCAGACAGGAGCUUGGGGUGGCUGACGUGCUGGGAUACAUAGACGAGAAACUCAUUGAAGACUACUGUAUUAAUUCCCAGACUAUCCUACUGUUGCGAGUCAUUGCUGCCUUCUGUUUCUUGGGCAUCUUGUGUAGCCUGACAGCUUUUCUCCUGGAUGUCUUUGGGCCUAAACACCCUGCUCUCAAAAUUACACGCCGAUAUGCCUUCGCUCACAUUUUUACAGUGCUCCAGUGUGCCACUGUGAUUGGCUUCUGCUAUUGGGCUUCAGAGCUCAUCCUCACCCUGCAGCAGCAACACAAGAAGUAUCACGGCUCGCUCAUCUAUGUCACAUUUGCCAUCAGCUUUUACUUAGUGGCUGGAGCUGGAGGAGCUUCCAUUUUAGCCACGGCUGCUAACUUGCUCCGCCAUUACCCCACUGAGGAAGAGGAGCAGGCCCUAGAACUACUCUCUGAGAUGGAAGAGAGCAGUGAGACUUAUCCAGUUGACUAUGACAUUGCCAAUCAGUUCCAACCACCGCCUGCUUACACACCCUGAUGAAAAAGCAUUUUUUAAAAGUCUUUUGUGUUGUCCAGCCCUGCCACCCCCAUGCUUAAGGUACCUUUUGCAGCCUCCCAAAAAUUCAUGGACCGAGCAACCUGCAAAGUCCAUUUGCCAUGUAAUAAAUCAUCUACAUGUAGGCCUAAUACUUUACAGUACCCUUUAGCCAAUUUGCCCUUGUCUCAACUCCAUCCACGUUUAAAACUGUCAGUUGUGGGAUUUCAGUAUGACAGUGCUCCUGGAAUGGCUGAUAAUCACUGAGAAAUGUUCAUCUUUCGUUACCAUAGUUUGCAUGUAGAUGCCUGUAAAGUGUAAAGACCUGAGACCUAAACAAAACUACUUCUUGGUUGGGUCAAAAGUGGCAUUCUUUAUUAUGUACUAAUGUGAAUCUAAGUGUAGACUGAGAUUAGGCAUACAGUAAUCCAGCUGCUUCUUGGGCUCAUUGAGUAGGGUUUUUGAGAGAAUUUUAGGUUUCCUCUACUUUUUUUUUUUUUUUUUCCUUCUUCUGUUAAAUACAACACGUCAGUCUCUUGUCACAUUCUACAUGUAAAAAUCCACAUUGUAGUUAUCUUAUAUUUAGUGCUUUCUUUCAGUUUGGAUGUAACAUUUUUCAGCUGGUCAUGUGUGUACACACAUUUUGAUCCAGAGUGUAUUUUCACUUUUCCAUGCACCUACACUGAUAACAUUUUUUCACUGUUAACAUAUUUUUGGAGGGGGUGGUUGGUUUCUUUUUUUGAAACACUUAAACUUAAGUGAACUCUGCACUUCGAUGAUGCCCUGUAUGUUUUAUAUUUAUGUACUUCAUGUUUGAUAAUAUUGUAUAAUAGUGAUUUUUUGCUGUUCAAAACAAUUGACCUUAAUGCCAGAGUUUGACUUUGUUUUAAAUUCAACCUUUGAAAAACCGUGUGUGGCAGAAACGUCAGCAAUUUCUCCAAAGUCUUGUGGAAUUUUUAAAAACUUAAAUUAUUUCCCCCUAGCUUGUUAGUUAUUUGGUGAUGUGUGGCUUUUAAGAAAAUGCACAUAUUCCCCACAGCAAAUAGACUAUUUAUUUUCUCUUUUAUAUUGUUAAUUAUUCAUUAUACAUGGUGUACAUCUACUUAAUUCUCUAUGACAUUGCUAUAUGUAUCAGGCUCAUUGGCUGUGAUUUUGAAGUGUUCCAUUUUGCCAACUUGCGUUAGUGUGUUGACCAUUUGUUUAUAGUUAUAAUCCCACAUCUGUCUUUGUGUUUUUUUUUGCAGUAUGCUUUGCUAGUUUAUAUAAUUGAGGAUGUCACAGCUCACAGUGCUACUCCAAAAUUCUUCUAAGAAAAUUACAAGUCUUGUGUGUUCAUACGAUUGCAGUUCACUCAAAUUGUUUAUAGUUCUGUAAUUGUUUGAUAUUUCACAGCAUGCCCUGACUAUGUAAUGUAUGAGUGUUUACUCAAUGAUCAUUAGAGAUCUGACCGUAAACAUGUACUAUUGAAUUUUACACACAUUGUUUUUGCUUUUAUAUUGGGGUGGAUUGUGACAGUUCUGCUAUGUUUCUCCUUCUGUAUUCAUUUCUGUAGCUUUGUCAUUGAAAAUAAAGGUUCUCUGACAGUU
This is a messenger RNA of Ictalurus furcatus (blue catfish), 2696 nucleotides long. RefSeq names its product transmembrane protein 127 (gene tmem127). The coding region runs from base 397 to 1113 and encodes 238 amino acids. Gene Ontology annotation, biological process: negative regulation of TOR signaling; negative regulation of cell population proliferation. Gene Ontology annotation, cellular component: membrane. The transcript is spliced from 4 exons. Lineage: Eukaryota; Metazoa; Chordata; Actinopteri; Siluriformes; Ictaluridae. The record is from RefSeq and is a predicted model, not a curated record.